Molecule: messenger RNA, 2824 nt
Organism: Scleropages formosus (Asian bonytongue)
Lineage: Eukaryota; Metazoa; Chordata; Actinopteri; Osteoglossiformes; Osteoglossidae
Gene: slc7a3b
Product: solute carrier family 7 member 3b
Exons: 12
Coding region: 219-2129 (636 amino acids)
Biological process (GO): amino acid transport; transmembrane transport
Cellular component (GO): plasma membrane
Molecular function (GO): amino acid transmembrane transporter activity
Source: RefSeq, a predicted model, not a curated record
CGUUUCCAAAAGCGGUGUUUGUUUCCGACUCGACAGCACACACACUCUCCACCGCGGGAGACAGAUCUCGUCUGGCUGUCACGCUGCCCGACUCCACCUGCCCGAGACACACACACACACACACACACACGCAUACAGACAGCGCGCGCGCCCUGACCGCCAGCCGCCUCCGAUCACCUGGACAGGACAGGACAGGACAGGACAGACAGACGAGCACUAUGACGAACAAGAAACUCGUCUCCUGGGGCCAUAAGCUGGUGCGGCGGCGCGUGUUGGACUACUCCCAGGAGGUGACCCGCUUCGCCCGCUGCCUCUCCACCCUGGAUCUGGUGGCGCUGGGGGUGGGCUCCACACUGGGCGCCGGCGUUUACGUGCUGGCGGGAGAGGUGGCCCGGGAGAAGGCGGGUCCCGCCAUCGUGCUCUGCUUCCUCAUCGCCGCCCUCUCCUCUGUGCUGGCGGGCCUCUGCUACGCCGAAUUCGGAGCCCGUGUGCCCAGGACAGGCUCCGCCUACCUCUACAGCUAUGUAACUGUGGGCGAGGUCUGGGCCUUCAUCACGGGGUGGAACCUCAUCCUUUCCUACGUCAUCGGGACAGCCAGCGUGGCCCGAGCCUGGAGCUCCACCUUCGAUAACCUGGUGGAGCAAAAGAUCUCCGGCUUCUUCAAGAGCUACAUGUCCAUCAGCGCAGGCGGGAAUGUGCUGGCUCAGUAUCCAGACAUCUUCGCCCUGGGACUCAUCAUUCUGCUCACCGGCCUGCUAGCGUUUGGCGUCAGUGAGUCAGCUUUGGUGAACAAAAUCUUCACCGCGGUGAAUCUGGUGGUGCUGAGCUUCGUCAUCAUCUCGGGCUUCAUCACGGGCAAUAUCAAGAACUGGCAGCUCACAGAGGAGGACUUCAGAAGCACAAACAACGUCACCAGUCCCGAGUUGGAGAAACAGUUUGGAACGGGAGGAUUUGCCCCGUUCGGCUUCAGCGGGGUUCUGUCUGGCGCCGCUACCUGCUUCUACGCAUUUGUGGGCUUCGACUGCAUCGCGACUACAAGUGAAGAAGCCAAGAACCCGAUGCGCUCCAUCCCCAUCGGCAUCGUGGCCUCGCUGCUCAUCUGCUUCUUCGCCUACUUUGGCGUGUCCGCGGCACUCACGCUCAUGAUGCCCUACUACACCCUCGACACGCAGAGCCCGCUGCCCGAGGCCUUCAAACACGUGGGCUGGGGACCCGCUCGCUACAUUGUGGCCGCUGGCUCGCUCUGCGCUCUCUCCACCAGUCUUCUGGGCUCCAUGUUUCCCAUGCCCCGUGUGAUCUACGCCAUGGCUGAGGACGGGCUGCUCUUCCGCUUCCUUUCCCGCAUGAACAAGAAGACCAAGACACCCCUGCUGGCCACCGUUGUGUCGGGGCUCGUGUCAGCUCUCAUGGCCUUCCUCUUCGACCUGGCUGCCCUCGUUGACCUCAUGUCUAUUGGAACCUUGCUGGCCUACACCUUGGUGGCCGUGUGUGUCCUCAUCCUGCGGUACCAGCCAGGCAGCCUGGGCCCAUCCGGCUCCAGCGGAAAGAUGACGGAGCUGGAGAAGACGGACAUUGCAGACGGUGACAGUAAGGACAGCGGAGAAAGUGGAGACAGUGGAGACGGCGAAGGACGCUUCGCAGCGCGCCUCCUUCUCAUGCCCGCCUCGAGCUCGCCCACUCAGACCUCGGGCCUCAUCGUCUACGUGGCCACUGCCGUCAUCUCUGUGCUCUUCACCCUGCUCUGCAUGGUGCUGGCUCUGUGUGACGUGAGGACCCAGCCGGCGUGGCUCAGCACGUCCGUGGUCUUGGGGCUGCUCUCCGUGCUCUGCCUGCUCAUCAUCUGGAGGCAGCCGCAGAGCAAGGAUGAGCUCACCUUCAAGGUGCCCCUGCUUCCUGUGCUGCCGGUGGUCAGCAUCUUUGUCAACCUCUACCUGAUGAUGCAGCUGGAUUUGGCCACGUGGUGCCGCUUCGCUGUCUGGAUGGGCGUCGGGUUCCUGAUAUACUUCGGCUAUGGCAUCAGGAACAGUUCAGAAGGCAUCAAGAAGCCUUCCGAAAAUGGCGAGCUUCCAGGGAAGGGCCCCACGUACCGGGCAGGCUCAGAGAGCGAGGCGGAAGUGGUCGUCCCCUGACAGAAUCCCCACCCGAACUACCCCCACCAUCACUGACCUGUCUUCUCAUGAAUCAACCAGUACACAUCCCAUCCUGUGGCGGGACUGCAGAGCUCAGCUGGGUCCAUCGGGAUGACUAAAUGGACUUCGUCACUGGAUUCACACGUCCGCGUUUCCACAUAGCCCGGCUGCAGUGGUGAACGUUCGCCAAGUGUUAUUUAUUACCAACGUCCUCAUUAUUUUUUCUUUGUCCUCUGUGUUUGCAAGGGGUUUGCACUAACACACUUGCAGAGAAGGGCGCCCAACUCUUUUAAGCACGCCAUCAGAUGUACGCUGGGGGCUGGACUGUACCAUGCCGAGCGCUGGUGGGGCGAAGCCAAAGAUGCGAUCGAGACCAAACGUAGUCGUUUCCAUCCCUCUCGUAAGGAUCCAGCCCUUCUUGUGGACCUUGCGGUAUUUACCCCCCAUUACCCUACCCCCACAUCGCUUGGUACUCGAGCCUUUGAAGCACCUUGUACAGUGUUGGAGCCAGUACCGUGUACCCUACCCACCCAUAUAGUACCCUAGAUUGGAAAAGAGGUGAUGGGGUUAGGGAGGUCCAGGAGGCAGAGUGCAUUGUGGGUAUUCCCUUCCCCACGGAUGUAUCCAGAACUUGACAAUCAUGAGCCAUUAAGUGUUCUCGUUUCCUGAGAGAUAAAGCUUUAAAAGUCACUAUU